AUGGCCAACAGAGUGCUGUGGUCGUUCCUCAUUGCCCUGACUAUCCUGCAGUCGUCGAGGUCAGCUCCCACCUUUACGAAGCUGCAGUUGGAGUUCGACGUGGCCAACGAAAUGUUCCAGCUUUUGUCGGACACAUUGGAAGAGUUUAAAGACUUUGUCCAGCGGGUCAUUAACGAGGCCGAGCUCAUUUUACCUCCAGAUUCCAAAAGUACCAUCCUUGAGAUGUGUCAGGAGUUUAUUAACAUCAUAAAUCCCAUGGAUAUUGAGGACUCUUACGAAUUGGAGAGAAUGACGGAUGCCAUGGAGGAUAUUAUUAACCUAUUUGAAUCCUUGGAAAGCUCAGAGUUUAACUCGGAAGCGGAUGAGAUUGUCAUGUCCAUAUUUGAGCAGCAUGGAGGUGAAGACAUUGAGAGGCGUCUGGAGGAGAAAAUGGCAGACGCAUUGCAGAGAAUCGAGCAGAGAUUGGCCAAUUAUAUAAGCACUUGGUCUGAGAGUCGACAGGCAAGAAAUUCCGAGUUCCUGAAAUGGUUCAUGGACUUCAAAAACGAAAAAGAUCCCUUUGAGAAAUUAGAUUUGCUAUAUGAAAGUGAUUUCUUUUAACUUAUAACUUAUUUUAUAACUUAUGAAGGUUGAUCGGAAAGCUAUAAAUAUAUUACAAUACUUUUAGUAACCUGUAAUUUA
Drosophila serrata is the source of this 681-nucleotide messenger RNA. RefSeq names its product Olfactory-specific 9 (gene OS9). The record is from RefSeq and is a predicted model, not a curated record. Lineage: Eukaryota; Metazoa; Arthropoda; Insecta; Diptera; Drosophilidae.